Molecule: messenger RNA, 2044 nt
Organism: Magallana angulata
Lineage: Eukaryota; Metazoa; Mollusca; Bivalvia; Ostreida; Ostreidae
Product: SAM pointed domain-containing Ets transcription factor-like
Exons: 6
Coding region: 203-1408 (401 amino acids)
Biological process (GO): regulation of transcription by RNA polymerase II; cell differentiation
Cellular component (GO): nucleus
Molecular function (GO): sequence-specific DNA binding; DNA-binding transcription factor activity, RNA polymerase II-specific
Source: RefSeq, a predicted model, not a curated record
ACGCACCAUUACGAGAUUUUCAUUGAUUCACCGGUGACACCGGUCACGUGUUUUUGAAAGCUUAUAUUUUCGGAGAAUAUACAACUAACACAGUUUGACUGUAUAUUUCAUGAAAUAAGGACGGAUGAUUUGACAAUCUUAAAAAAAAUUUUCAGCAAUUGACCGUUAUCUUGAAGCAAGCCACUUUACAACUGACCCUAAAAUGGACUUUCAUUUGGAUCAAAAGGUUCCACAGAAUAAGCACUUCCAAGGAACAGAAGACCUGAUUUUUUCCGACAUUGUUUCUGAAGGACAAUUUUCUUGCUCAGUGAAUUCGUUCAUGGAUAAUAUGGGAGAGUUUCCACCCCAACCGCAAACGGUUGUACCUGUCAUGGGCAACCCUCAAGAAUUCCAAAACCCAGUGAGUCCCAAACGUUUCAUUGACAUGGAUAGUCAUCAUGAGUCUUCGGACCAGGAGCUAUCGCUCUACGAUCCUAACUUUGUGGUGAAAACAGAGAAAGUGUAUGUACCAUGUUCGAUGUCGUCCACAAGCAACAUUCCAAACUUACCGAACUUUUGCAGCAUAAACAGUGAACCUUAUGUACAACCAGUGAAAUCAGAGCCCUAUGCUGAAAGCAUCUCUUGUGGCGAUCAAUUUGGAAAUAGUGACAUUGGUUCGGCAGUUGUGAUGGCCAUAAAAAAUGAAAUCAAUCAAAUCUGCAGGAUUUUGGUCAUUUCACCAGAUCCUAGGUCUUGGUCCGAGUCUGACGUCAUGAAGUGGAUGGAAUGGCACGGGAACCAAUUCCAGGCUUCAUAUGGAGUUUCCGAGGCGUUCAGAAUGACCGGGGAGCAGUUAUGUCGUCUGAGUAGCGACAACUUCAAAAGAAGGUCUCCCGAGGCUGGCGCUAAUCUCUAUGCACAACUCGAUGUUUGGAAAAAUGCAUGCAGUCUGCCGAAUCCUCAAAUAAAACCGGUAAUGCCUGAAUAUUUCUUCCCCGCGCCUGCGCCCUCCGACACUUACAUCCCUGUUGCCUCCUCCCCCUCUCCCAGUACGACCAGUGAUGAAAGUUCCCAGUGUAGCUCACCCGUCAGUCUUCCCUCUGACGAAGAAACAGUGACCACCCCUACAUAUCACAACAAUGUCAGCAGUGGAAAGCAGACGAUUCAUCUUUGGGAAUUCCUGAAAGAGCUUCUUCUCCAACCGGACAAUUACAGUGGCUGCAUCAAAUGGGUCAGUCGCUCCGAUGGCAUUUUCAAAAUCGAAGACUCUUCAAGAGUUGCCAGAUUGUGGGGGAAAAGAAAAAACCGUCCGGCCAUGAAUUAUGACAAGCUGAGUAGAUCCAUCCGCCAGUACUACAAAAAGGGUAUCAUAAAGAAAACGGAGCAUUCAAAACGACUUGUGUAUCAAUUCUGUCAGCCGUAUCUGUGAAAAAAAGAACAAAAUCAGAGGUUGAUCAACCAUGAUGGACAUUUACCCCAAGAUGUCCCAGUUACGUUCAGAACGUGAUUUUUAAGACAUAAGCUAUUGCUUGGUAAAAAAUCCAAUUUUUGUUAAGUACACCACUCUCGAAUAGCAGCUGACUUUAACCAUAGCAUAGCUAUAUGUUGUUAUUCUGAAUUUGGCAGCUGUUGUUAAAUGUUGCUCUGGUGCGGGCACCAGGUAGUUUCACGUCAGUGAACUAGUCAUAUAUACAUUAUCAAAGGGCGUAAUCUAUGUUAGCCCCUCGUCACCAUCAAUUCCCGGUGGCACACAGACACUUGAAUUCCAAAUAAUAUAAAAAAUGGAAAAUAUAUAAGUGUAUAUAAAUUUUCUAUUGUUAUUGUAUUAUAUAAAUGCUUGAGAAAAACCCUGAGGGUUCUGAAAUGUACUUGUCUUUUGUUUUAUAUAUGUUUUCUUAUUUAUUUUAAAUUUGUUUACUUCCAAUGGCAAUUGUUAUGAACUUCAUAAAAAUAAAGAUAUUUUGUAUUUUAAUUUAUAUAAGGCGAUUGAAAGCAUUUAUGUGAUAAAGUAUGAACAUGAGAAUAAAUGUCAACAUCUAUAAAAAUAAUAAAUUUUAUUUUAUAU